AAAACAAAAACACAAGUGACAUCAAACUCAAAAAAAAAACAAUCUUUCUCCAAUUAUCUCUUUCUUUUAAGCCCUCUAAAGUUUUCGCAACUUAAUCAUAGAAACAAAAUUAACUUUUUCAAACUUUGUCUGUAACUCACUAGAGGCCUCGGGUUUCUUCAUUGAUCCUCAUUUUUUUCUCUGGAUCAGUAAAAAAAAGGGGCAAUUCCCCUGUUUUACUCUGUUUUCCUCAACUCUGUUCUCUAAUUUUAUGAAGUUAUUAUAAAUGGACAGAAUUCAAGAAAACAACUCUAUGUCUAGUAUAUUUGAUGAGGGUGCUCAAAUUCGAUCUUCAUUAUCUCAACUAAUUCUAACAAGUAGUACAAACACAUUCGAUACGAUUUUUUCUCAUUGUCAAGAAAAUAACCAAAUGACUAAUAGUCCUGUUUUUGAGCCUUUAGGUACUUCAGUCUACCUCAGACAAAGAGAUUUGCUACACAAAUUCUGUCAAGAAAACAUAGCAAAUAUCCCAAUACCAACAACUUCGAAAACAAUCCCUUUUCGAAACUCUUUGUAUACACAAAGUUAUAAGUUUCCAGAGAAGAAAAAACUAUACAGGGGAGUAAGACAGAGGCAUUGGGGAAAAUGGGUUGCUGAGAUAAGACUUCCACAGAAUAGAAUGAGAGUUUGGUUAGGUACUUAUGAAACUGCUGAAGCUGCUGCUUAUGCUUAUGAUAGAGCAGCUUAUAAGCUUCGUGGCGAAUAUGCAAGAUUGAAUUUUCCUAAUGUUCGCGAUCCGAGUAAGUUGGGAUUUGGAGAUGGAGAGAAAAUGAAUGCUGUGAAGAAUGCAGUGGAUGCUAAGAUUCAAGCUAUUUGUCAGAAGGUGAAAAGGGAGAAAGCUAAAAAGGCUGCAAAGAAAAAGAGUGAAAAUGAGAGUAAAGUUAAAGAAACUAUGGAUUCAUCAUCUUCUACUACUACUACUACUACUACUACGACUACUAUGAUUUCACCGAGUGUUUCUGAAGAUGGAUUAUGGAGAAGUGAGGAUUCAACUUGUUCUGUUUUUGGUGAUUGCUUGAAGGAUCCAUUAAUGGAGUCUGAGUUUGAUAGUUGUUCACUUGCAAGAAUGCCUUCUUUUGAUCCUGAAUUGAUAUGGGAAGUUCUUGCUAAUUAGGGCGCGACUAAGUCCAAGACGAGCAAAGCCAUCAUGGUUAAUUAGGAGUUGUUGCUACUGGGACUUAGUUGGUACCAAUUUUAUGUUGUGGGAAAAUGUAAAUGGUUAAUUUUGAAGAUUUAGCUAUAUCUAUCUUAUGACUAGUACUAUUAAGCAGUGAUGAAUGUCUUAUGUGUUUUUCUUAUGGGAUGAAUGGACAUAUUUGAGCUCUAUUUACUCCCAAGUAUAUGUAUCAAAUAUGUUGGGGUUUUGUUAUUUUUAAUUAUAUUAGUGAUGUUUUAAACUA
Molecule: messenger RNA, 1439 nt
Organism: Solanum pennellii
Lineage: Eukaryota; Viridiplantae; Streptophyta; Magnoliopsida; Solanales; Solanaceae
Product: ethylene-responsive transcription factor ERF061-like
Exons: 1
Coding region: 266-1153 (295 amino acids)
Biological process (GO): regulation of DNA-templated transcription
Molecular function (GO): DNA binding; DNA-binding transcription factor activity
Source: RefSeq, a predicted model, not a curated record